This is a messenger RNA of Schizophyllum commune H4-8, 2671 nucleotides long. RefSeq lists its product as uncharacterized. Gene Ontology annotation, molecular function: structural constituent of nuclear pore; protein binding. The transcript is spliced from 9 exons. Bases 32 to 2605 code for a protein of 857 amino acids. NCBI's taxonomy places the organism in Eukaryota, Fungi, Basidiomycota, Agaricomycetes, Agaricales, Schizophyllaceae. Gene Ontology annotation, cellular component: nuclear pore. The record is from RefSeq and is a predicted model, not a curated record. Gene Ontology annotation, biological process: ribosomal large subunit export from nucleus; mRNA export from nucleus; ribosomal small subunit export from nucleus.
CUUCUCGGUUGCUUUUGUUCUCCCGCGCGCCAUGGAGGACGAGCAGGACUGGAACGACGUUUUGCGCGACCACCCAAUCUUUGGGCUGCCGAAGGGCAUCAAUGGACCUGGGGGAAACUCUGAGACGAGCUUGCAGCUCUCGACGAACACGCUGCAGCAGUUUAAGAAUGUCGACUCGAGGGACGACAGUGCGGUCCCUAGCGGACGACGGCAGACUAUGGUCCUCAAGGGUGCGGACUUGAUCGUCGCUGCAGGACAGGAGAUACGCAUGACGACACUGGGAGAGACGCAUCUGAACCAGAGUGAGGGGAAGAAGCUCUUCAAGACCCUUCACUGCCCAAAUGUGCAGUUCAACAUCCACCAAAUUGCGUUGAACCCUAGCGGAAAGCUACUCGCCGUGGCUGGCGCGUUCCAGGUCGCUGUCAUUGUACUCCCUCGAUCUGGAUUCAUGCGGCUGGUACCAAACGUCAUUGACUGCAAGUCUGUACAAGUUGGCCAGUAUUACCACGCCUCAAAGUCCGCGGCGCCUAUAGCCAAGGUGGACUGGCAUCCAUGGGGAGAAGCAGGCUCAACCCUCAUGGUCAUGACAGUCGACGGGAAGAUGAGAGAGUAUGAUGUAUCCGUCGAUCCAGAGGAGCCCUUACAAGUCCUAUCGUUCGUUCCGGAAAAGAAACGACGCAUGUCCUAUCUGGCCGAGGAUCCAGCUGAACGCGAAGUCGCGUCCUUCACCAUAGGCAAAGGAAAUGCUGACUGGGGUCCCCUCACCAUAUACGCCCUCAUGAAGUCUGGUGAUGUCUACGCGGUAUGCCCGUAUAUGCCACAAAAUGCUUCGAUACCGUCCUCCUACGUGCACUCUCUAGAAUGCUUCAUCUCGGCCAAGCAAGAAUUCCUGUCGCAAGGGACAUCUGAGGCGACGCAGAAAAUGACGACGCUAUACGACUACCAGCGCAAAUAUGUCAGCUCCCUCGUCAAGCAGCUACCUCCUGGCACCAUGUUUCCCUCCGUCUCGCGUCGCGUACCUAUACACCCACCGACAACCCUGAAGUCAAAACCGAAGCGACAAGGGCCGUUCUUGUUGCAACCUUCUCCGCGAAAUCUUGACGGCUCCGAUGGAGGAGAUGCGACGGAUAUCAUUUACCUAGCUUUUGGGGGUGAUUUCCUUGCGGAUGACGAUGAUGACGACGGUAGCGCGACCGAGCGUUUGGGCGCCAUUCUCGUCGCUUACCAGGACGGCCGCAUUGACACUUGCCUGGACGUCGAGAAAGUGGAGGCAAGAUGGGAGACCAAACCUAACUCGGAAGAGUAUCCCAUGCUUGCUGUAUACGAGACUAUCGACCUCGACUUCGUCGGCGCGUUGAACAGCCUGACCGGAAACACCCUUGACCUUCUUCAAGGAAACUUCCCUGUGUUCAUGGCUGAUCCCAUCCAUGAAGCUACGAUCUACGUCUAUCACGCCUUUGGCGCACAUCGCAUAGACCUGGCACCGCUGUUUGGUGCGCUCGCAGCUGCUUUGCGAGGCGAUGACGAGGGCGACGCGCAAUUGUCAUCUGCCGUCCGCCGCUCUUCAGGUGCCGAUGUGCAGCCAUUGCUGACGACCUUCUCGGUAGAGCGAAAAUGCUCGAAUCCAGUCAUUGGUGUCGCCAUCCCCAACGACAUCUACCUUACUUACAGCAUCUUCAUCCUUACCUCCGCCAUGCGCAUCACGACUUUCAGACUAGGAAUAUCAACUCCCAGUCCUCAGCCUACGCCUCGCGCAACACCAGCAGCCCUCCCUCCACCCGAGACCCCCUCGACAUCAUCAGCACUCCAAGUGCAACCUCCUGACCCUUGGCUCCAACCACCCAGCGAGAACCCACCCUACGUCUCGCUACUCGAAGCCAGCCCCUACCAUCCCCCACCCAUCCUCCGCUCCUCCGGCAUCCCCUCCCAACCCCGCCUAUCCCUCCCCGAGGGCGCCGACAAGCAGAAAGACUUCCUCCUCACCCCCGACACCCUCCGCUACCUCGCCUCCAAGGCCUCCGCCAUCUCUGGGCAGAUCCGCGACGCGACGCUCGCGUACAAGACCGCCCUCGCGCGCACGCUGCUGCAGCGGCAGGAGCUCGCGCGGCAGUGCGCGAAGGCGCGCGAGAUGCAGCAGCUGGUGGAGAAGAUGCGGAAUGGCGGCCGCGAGGCGCGGUGGGUGCGCGCGAAGGAGGAGCAGAAGGCGCUGUUGGCGCGCAUGGAUCGGGUGCUGGGGGCGCUGGUGCGGAAGGCGAGCCCGGAGCUGAGUGAGCAUGAGACGAGGUGGUUUGAGGAGCUGAAGCGGAUGAGGGACGAGAUUGCGGGGGUGGGGAAGUAUGAUGAGGGGUCGUUGGCGGUGAGGGCGAAGAUGCUCGAGUCCGAGUACGCACGCUUGAUGCCUAGCUUCAAGGCAUUUGCGGAGCAGGAGAGGAAGCGACGUCAAAUAGUGUCUGAGAGCUCGCAAACCCUUGGGCAGGCACAAGCAUUUGCGCUGGGCGAGCGCAACCAGAUUGAACGCACGCGCAUCAACAAACUGGUCAAGGAUGUAACGCGCCUAGCUUCUCAAUUGGAUCUCAACGUAGGGAAGCCGCCCUCGAUAUCAUAGUUCCUCGCGAAGCGCCCUCGACACCGUAGCUCCCCAGCUCGAUAUCGUACUUCCUCAUCUCGCCAC